GCUAUGGGGAGAUGGUGAGGUGAGGGCAGGCUGGCUGUGCGGGACAGACUACAGCAGUUCGGCGGCGGUGUGCGGUACAUGCUCGCGAAGAACCGGGCAGGGAACUUACCUGGAGUGUUUUACUGCUGUUUACCUGACAGGGUAGCUGAGACUGAGCCGUGAUGUCUGCCAAAGCCAUCUCCGAGCAAACGGGAAAAGAGUUCCUGUAUAAGUACAUCUGCACCUCGGCCGCCGUGCAGAACCGCUUCCGCUACGCCACAGUCUCCGCCGACACCGACUGGGAACGCCUCACGCAGGACCACCCGUGGCUCCUCACUGAGAGAUUGGUGGUGAAGCCUGAUCAGCUGAUCAAGAGGAGGGGGAAGCUGGGAUUGGUCGGUGUUGAUCUGGACCUGCAGGGGGUUAAGGAAUGGCUGAAACAGCGCCUGAUGAGAGAAACCACUAUUGGAAAGGCAAAGGGCAUUCUCAAGAACUUCCUCAUCGAGCCGUUCGUGCCCCACUCACAGGAGGAGGAGUUUUAUACAUGUAUUUACGCCACACGGGAAGGGGAUUACGUGCUGUUUCAUCAUGAAGGAGGUGUGGAGGUCGGAGAUGUCGACUCCAAAGCACAGCGACUGCUGGUGGGCGUGGAUGAGAAGCUUACUGAGGAUGCGGUUACUGAACAGCUGCUAAUACACGUUCCUGACGAGAAGAAGGAGGUUCUGUCCAGCUUCAUCGUUGGACUCUUUAACCUGUAUGAGGACCUGUACUUCACAUACCUGGAGAUUAACCCCCUCGUAGUCACUGGAGAGGGUGUGUUCGUUCUGGAUAUGGCAGCCAAAAUCGAUGCCACCGCUGAAUUCAUCUGUAAGCCUAAGUGGGGGGAUGUAGAGUUUCCUCCUCCUUUUGGCAGAGAAGCCUAUCCUGAGGAAGCCUACAUAGCAGACCUGGAUGCUAAGAGUGGCGCUAGUCUCAAACUGACCCUGCUGAACCCCAGAGGACGAAUCUGGACCAUGGUAGCAGGGGGAGGAGCUUCAGUGGUGUACAGUGACACAAUAUGUGAUCUGGGUGGAGUGGAUGAACUGGCGAACUACGGGGAAUACUCCGGCGCUCCCAGUGAACAGCAGACGUACGACUACGCCAAGACCAUACUCUCACUCAUGACUCGUGAGAAACACCCAGACGGUAAAGUAUUAAUCAUCGGUGGAAGCAUCGCUAACUUCACCAACGUAGCAGCUACCUUUAAAGGUAUUGUCAGAGCAAUAAAGGACUUUCAGGGCCCUCUGAAAGAGAAUGAGGUCACCAUCUUUGUCCGACGCGGAGGGCCAAAUUAUCAGGAGGGGCUCCGAGUGAUGGGUGAAGUUGGAAAAACCACUGGGAUUCCCAUUCAUGUGUUUGGCACGGAGACCCACAUGACUGCUAUUGUUGGCAUGGCUCUUGGCCAUCGACCAAUCCCCAACCAGCCUCCUGUCGCUGCCCACACGGCCAACUUCCUGUUGAAUUCUAGUAGCAGUGCUGCGACUCCAGCCACCAGCAGAACCGCAUCCUUCUCUGAGCACAAACUGACCAACGACGUCACGCCUGCCAAGAAAGCCAAGCCAGGAGUUCCAGCAGCCUCCUCUCUUUGUUACACUUGGCCCGUGAAGAACAUGUUCAGUGCGAGUGUCCAAGAACUACAGAGCACAGCAGACAAGAGCGGAGCAAAAGCCACCACUCUGUUUAGUAAGCACACCAAGGCGUUAGUGUGGGGCAUGCAGACGCGAGCAGUUCAGGGCAUGCUGGACUUCGACUACGUGUGCUCUCGAGAGGAACCCUCAGUGGCAGCCAUGGUCUACCCCUUCACAGGGGACCACAAGCAGAAGUUCUACUGGGGUCACAAGGAGAUCUUAAUGCCGGUCUAUAAGAACAUGGCCGACGCUGUGAAGAAGCAUCCUGAGGUGGACGUAUUGAUCAGCUUCGCCUCCCUCCGCUCUGCCUUUGACAGCACCAUGGAGACCAUGCUGUACCCACAGAUCCACACUAUAGCCAUCAUCGCCGAGGGCAUUCCUGAAGCACUGACCCGCAAACUGAUCAAGACCGCGAACGAGAAGGGCGUCACCAUCAUCGGCCCAGCUACGGUUGGUGGAAUAAAGCCAGGCUGCUUUAAGAUCGGGAACACGGGAGGAAUGCUGGAUAACAUCCUGGCUUCCAAGCUGUACCGACCCGGCAGCGUCGCGUACGUCUCCCGCUCUGGAGGCAUGUCCAACGAACUCAACAACAUCAUCUCCCGCACCACAGACGGAGUUUACGAGGGAGUGGCCAUCGGAGGAGACCGAUAUCCUGGCUCUACGUUCAUGGACCACGUCCUACGCUAUCAGGACACUCCAGGAGUGAAGAUGAUCGUAGUACUCGGGGAGAUUGGAGGAACUGAGGAGUACAAGAUCUGUGAGGGUGUGAAGGAGGGAAGAAUCACCAAGCCUGUGGUGUGCUGGUGCAUCGGCACAUGUGCCACCAUGUUCUCCUCAGAGGUGCAGUUUGGUCACGCUGGAGCAUGUGCCAACCAGGCCUCAGAGACGGCUGUGGCCAAGAACCAGGCUCUGCGGGAAGCCGGCGUGUUCGUGCCCAGGAGUUUUGAUGAGCUUGGAGACAUUAUCAGGACGGUGUAUGAUGACCUGGUAGCCAGUGGAGUUAUUAUUCCUGCUCAGGAAGUUCCUCCUCCAACAGUGCCGAUGGAUUACUCCUGGGCCAGGGAGUUGGGUCUGAUCCGUAAGCCGGCCUCUUUUAUGACGAGUAUCUGUGACGAGCGGGGUCAGGAGCUGAUCUACGCAGGCAUGCCCAUCACCGAGGUGUUCAAAGAGGAGAUGGGUUUGGGAGGAGUGCUGGGUCUGCUCUGGUUUCAGAGGAGGUUACCUCGCUAUGCUUGUCAGUUCAUUGAGAUGUGUCUGAUGGUGACGGCGGAUCACGGCCCGGCGGUGUCCGGAGCUCACAACACCAUUGUGUGCGCUCGUGCAGGAAAAGACCUGAUCUCCAGCCUCACCUCCGGCCUGCUGACUAUCGGGGACAGAUUUGGCGGUGCUUUGGAUGCUGCUGCUAAACAGUUCAGCAAAGCCUUCGACAGUGGGAUGCUGCCCAUGGAGUUCGUCAACAAGAUGAAGAAGGAUGGAAAACUGAUCAUGGGCAUCGGGCACAGAGUGAAAUCGAUCAAUAAUCCUGAUAUGAGGGUGCAGAUCCUCAAGGACUUUGUGAAGCAGCACUUCCCGGCUACACAGCUGCUGGAUUACGCCCUCGAUGUGGAGAAAAUCACCACGUCCAAGAAACCGAACCUGAUCCUAAACGUUGAUGGUUUCAUCGGCGUGGCCUUUGUGGACUUGCUAAGAACGUGUGGAGGAUUCACUCGGGAUGAAGCGGACGAGUUUGUGGAGAUUGGAGCUCUUAAUGGGAUUUUUGUUCUGGGACGCAGCAUGGGCUUCAUUGGUCACUACCUGGACCAGAAGCGGCUGAAGCAAGGCCUCUACCGCCACCCGUGGGACGAUAUCUCCUACGUGCUGCCUGAGCACAUGUCUAUGUGAUCACGUGACUCAGAGAAACGAUCCCUGAUUGGACUGAACGGACCCCACCACCUGCGGACCCCUCCCACAAACACACAUUCACACAAAUUACACAUUCACACACACUUUUCAUUUCCUUUCCUGAGCUUCCUGUCGUCUACACAGCACAUUUAACCUAAAUCUGCUUUAAAAAAUAAAAUAAAUCCUGCUUUGGGUCUGAUUGCAGGUUAUAGGGUGAUGAUUUAAAUGACACACAUUUAAAUAAAGGGCAGUAUCAACAUGUCUGAACUGUAGAAACUGGAAGGAAUCCAGGAAUGCACCGGUCUGUAUUAUUUUGUAUUCUACAGUAGUUAAACGUAGCUAAGUGCCAAGAGGGGUUAAAAUAAAAAAGUAAAAAUUAUUUACUUGACUUGAGUGUAGAGGUACUGUAAUCUGGAAUUGUUUAACAUACUCUACAUACUUACCACAUCUAAUGUUACGCUGGUAUAAUGAAUUACAGUUACUAUUAAACUAAUGCACUUCACUUGCGUUCAGUAAACACUACUAAGGUACAGCUGCUUCAGUAAAUAGCGCUCGUGAUGUAGGAGCACUGUUACAUAAUCAAUAUACUCUGCUGUAAUUUGGGACUCAAACCCGUGGCCUGUGGCUUGCUGUGUCUGCGUCUACGUCAUUCUUCCAAGAAAAUAAAUACACCAAAAAUUCUAAACAUUCUCCAAAAUAGCUGUACAUCUUUUACUGUGCACUUCUGCUGUGUUUCUCCGUUUCAGAACUGAGAGAUGCUUCAAUUCAAACUGGGCCAGUUAAGCUUUUCUAUAGCGGGUCUUAAAGUGGGUCUUAAUCUUUAAAGUGUUGCACCACUGUGACGCCAGGUGAAGGGGGUGGAGCCUAUAUACAUAUCUAUAUAUGGUGGGUUAAAAACAAUACUGAAAACUAAAGGUGUUCACACACUAGUAAAAUUCGGGAUUGCUGUGACAGGAAAAAAAAACACGAGGGCUUUUAUUGGACAGUACGUGGCACUUUAAAUACCGCACAUUACUGUUACACCCGACAGAGGCUUUACAUGAAGGUUUGACGCUGUUUUGUCCGAAUGCGAAUGAAUCGGGGACGGGGGAAGGUGUCGUAACUCACCUGAGAAGCAUCCGCCUUUUGACGUGCAUGACUGUCUUUGAUGCUCAUAGCUACGUACCUUUCCACUUCCUGAGACCUUCAUCUUCUUCUCCUGUAGAAACUCACUCCUUUUUUUCACCAUCUAAAUCUUACCUUUUGGGGAGACUGGAAUUCUCCAGACUAUGAAUCUCAUUUUUAUGUUUGACUCAGUUAUUUAAACGUGAAAAUAAGUCUUCUUUUUCUCUCUUUUUUUUUUUUUGCUUUUGCAAUGUUCUUUGUUUUUAAUAUAUACGCAGGAGCUAAUACUGUAGAGUUAUGAAUAAAGAUCUUUCUUGGUUAUUUA
Astyanax mexicanus (Mexican tetra) is the source of this 4956-nucleotide messenger RNA. Its product is annotated as ATP-citrate synthase. Gene Ontology annotation, biological process: acetyl-CoA biosynthetic process; fatty acid biosynthetic process; tricarboxylic acid cycle. The transcript has 30 exons. Gene Ontology annotation, cellular component: cytosol. NCBI's taxonomy places the organism in Eukaryota, Metazoa, Chordata, Actinopteri, Characiformes, Acestrorhamphidae. The coding region runs from base 162 to 3527 and encodes 1121 amino acids. Gene Ontology annotation, molecular function: ATP citrate synthase activity. The record is from RefSeq and is a predicted model, not a curated record.